CGGGCCAGGUCUGGGACACUGCCCCUCCAGACGACAAAGGGGACACGCACUACGCGGCCCAGUUUGCCGCGACAGGAGAUGACGUGUCUGGCAAGGUCACCAUCGCCAGCGAGGGAGGGUUCGGCGGAAACGGCACCUACCACUACAAUAGGAUCAGCGUCAACGGCAUGACUGGCCACUGGAUCCAGGAUGGUGCGCAGACCAAGCUGGCGUGGUCCAGCAUGUUCACGUGGACGCGCGACACGGCCGUCAAGACGCUGCCCAAGGAGGAAGCCCGCCCGCACCGCCUCGCGCGCGCCCGGCCACCUGGCCCCUCCGCGGAGGACUCUGGUGCUUGCCGCCAUCUCGCUGCUGGUGCCUGGCC
Prorocentrum cordatum is the source of this 364-nucleotide messenger RNA. The record is from the annotation of a GenBank genome assembly. Lineage: Eukaryota; Dinophyceae; Prorocentrales; Prorocentraceae.